AUGUAUGAAAGUUUCCGGUUAUUUCGCCGGUGCCUUGAUUUUGCUGUGGGUGAUAUCCUGUUGGAUUGGAGUAUUAUUAGCGAGAACAAGGAUCUGCGUGGUCGUUCAUCAUCAAAAUGUGGUGGUGAUGCUUCUCCAGGCUCUGGGGGGGCCCCUGGGGCCCCUGGGGCCCCCCACCCAACUGGGGGCCCCCCAACAGGGGGGCCCCCUACUUCUACAGAAGAACUGGUUGAGACUGUAGGAGAAGAGCAGCAAGUGCAUGCAUUCUCUCGUGUAGUAAUUCAAAGAAGAGCUGUUGUGGGGCCCCAGGGGCCUCAGAUAUUAAAGCAUGACGCCCGAUCUGCAUUAACAGCAGAGGAGUGGGAGAGCGCUGAACCACGUCGGGGGGGCCCCCGUAAGCAGCGGAUUCCUAAGGAAUGGAUGUGCUGCUUCUGUAAGGGGCUUAUGAGACAGCCUUUAUUAAUUAAAUGUGCUGCGAACUGCGGCAACUCUGCAUGCAGAGCUUGCAUUGAAGAGAAGCUGCAGCAGGAACGUGUCUGCCCUUUCUGUCGCUCGGGCUUCCGCCAGCUUAUUAAAAAUAAAAGAUUAGAAGAUAUGAUAAGAAGCAUUAAUCCAGAUGACUACGAGCUGCCUGCUGCUGCUGCAGCAACAGCAGCAGCAACAACUGCAACAGACCCAACCGCAGCAGCUACUGACGCUCCUACGGCCACUCUCCAAUUGUCGGGUACCCGCGUGCAGCAGCAGCAGCAGCAACUGCAGCAGCAGAGAGCAGCAGCAGCUGGCAGCCAGGUACCUGGGCUGCUUCCAGGAGGAGGUAUUAAAACGGAAGCGGCACACAUGAGUACUGCAGAGACCCCUGCAGCAGCAGCAGCAGCAGCGGCAGCAGGGGGGCAGGGCCCCCGCCAUUUUGUGUAUUUGCUGCCUCUGAAGAAUUUGCAGCUGAUGCGGCAGCUGGAUAUGAUGGUGGUGGAGGCAGCCUCUGAACUUGCUGCUGCUCUUGCUACGGCAUGCAUGCGCGAUGCAGAGUCUGCUGCUGCUGCUGCUGCUGCCAACGGCAGCAGCACGGAGGGUAGCGGUGCUGAUGCUGCUGCUGCGAGUAUAGCAGCAGGAGCAGCUGGUGCUGCAGGUUCAUUGUCUGUGUUGGGAAUGGGUGGGUGUGCUGCUUCUGGUUCUGCUGCGUCUGCUGCUGCUGCCUCUGCUGCUGCUGCUGCUGCAGGAGCAGGUUUUCUUGAGCCUAAUGGGGGCAGCAGCGAGUGGAUAUAUCUUCUUCCUUGUUCUCUAUCUGGAGGGGGGUCAUCCUUUUCUGUUGGGGGCUCCGUCAGGCUGAGAGCAGCUAACAGAGUGCAGCCUUCAGACCCAUCUUGUGCAUACAUUCUUUCAGCAUGGGUUUCGCAGCAAGGAGCUCAGGGUUCUGCUGCUGCAGGGGGGCCCCCUAGUGGGGGCCCCCCUAUUGGGGGCCCCUCUGGUGGGGGCCCCCAGUGGUCUUCUUCUUCAGGUGUAUCUACACCUGCUUAUGUUAUUCGAAUUAAUUGGGUAGAGAAAUAUGGAACUAUGCCGAUGCUGCCUUCUAGGAAGCAGCCGCUAUGUGCAUUAUUAGGGGGCCCCCGUAGGGGGGGCCCCCUUCCUGUUCGUGGUGGUGGGUCUGGUAUGGGGGGCCCCCUUUGCAGCAGCGGGGGGGGCCCCUCUGGGGGCCCUGGAUUGCUUAAGAGAACGGUUUUAGGGGCCUCCACUGAGGUAGCUGUUGAUGCUAAUAAAUUCAGCGAAGUAAUGUUAGGUGUAAGAGAUUAUCUGCAGUUCGGCAGCAGAUCGAGCGAGCCCUGGAGGGGGCCCCAACAGACAGCGCAGGGGGGCCCCCUUGGGGCCCAGGGAUCCGGUGCAGCAGCAGCAGCAGCUGCUGCUGCUGCUGCUGCUGCAGAGGCAGCGAGGAAUAGCAGUCCCCCACGAGCAACAAAUGCAUUUGCAGGGGCAGGGCCCUCAGGUGAAGAGGGGGCCCCUUUAUCUGUUUCGUCUCUGUUGUCUUUAGCUGCUGCUGCCCGUCAACAACAACAACAACAGCAGCAGCAGGGACAGGGAGGAAGCGCAGCGGAAGCAGCAGCAGCAGCAGCAGCAGCAGCAGGGGGCCCCAAGCCCCUGGGGCUACCGGGGCGCCCUCUGGAUAUCAAGAAUCCUUUCAUAGGUUAUACAGCAAUUCUUCCUUUUCUAUCAGAAGAGCAGUUUAAUCAUGUGCGGCGUCUGCAGAUAAAAGCACUUAAAAAAACAAACAAAGCCGGCAAAGGGGGAGGGGCCCCAGAGGCCCUUAAGGGGCCCCCAGCUAGAGGGGCCAGCAGCAGCAACAGCUGCAACAGCAGCACCUGCAGCAGCAGCAGCAGCAACACGCGACACACCAGCCUUGAUAAUAACCAUAAAACAACAGGUGCAGCGGUUUGCAAACCCUCAACAGGACCUGCUGCUGCUGCUGCUGCAGGAACGGCAGCGCGCACAGCAGCAAAUACAGCAACAGCAGCAAGCGCAGCCACAGCACCAAGUGCAGCAAGAGCAGCAACAAGAAAAAAAUCAGGAGCGAGCACGCCAGCUGCAGCGCUAGCAGCAGCAAAAGCAGCAACGCGAGCACCAGUUGCAGCAGUACCGCCGGCCUUGCCAGCAGCAGCAGCAGCAGCAGCAGCAGCAGCAGCAGCAGCAAGAGCAGCAUGUGUUGCGUCAAGAGUUGGUACGUGUUCAGAAGUUCGUAGUUCAUCAUCAUCAUUAUCUGCUGCUGCUGUUGAUUCUGUUUCUGCUGCUGAUUCUGUUGCUGGUGCUGCUGCCACUGGUGCUGUUGCUGCUGCUGCAGCUGGUUCUGCUGCAUCAGUACCUUGCACAGUGCAGAAAAGAGGGGUAGGGGGCCCCCUCUCUGCUUCAGCUCGUAGGGCCCCUGUAGUGGUGCCGCCUCCACUAAAGCGGCUGCGCGUUGCUUCAGGGGGGGGCCCCUCGGGGGCCCCCGUGGGCGUAACAGCCUCGGGGGCCCCUGGGGGCCCCCCAGAGGCCCCCGUUGGGGGCCCCCUUGGGGGCCCCCUUGGGGGGCCCCUGGGGGCCCCCGAGGCUGCUGCUGCGCCUUGUACGUUUGCUCGAGAGACACUGGGUAGUAGGGAAGCACCAGCAUCUGUUGAAGAUGCAGAUGCUGCUAGCUGCAGCAGCAAUGGGGGAGAGUUUGGCUGUUCUGCUGCUGUGGCGUUAGCGAAGGGCAUACAGGAGCAGCAGGGCUGUAUUAGAGACACCGGAGCAGGCAGCAAAGGAGAAAGUUACGUGCAGCAGCAGCAGCAGCAGCUGCUGCAGCUGCAGCAGCUGCAGCACACAGCUCCGGACGGGGCUCCAGACGAGGAAGAAACGGGGGGGGGCCAGCUAGAGUAG
This is a messenger RNA of Eimeria acervulina, 3384 nucleotides long. Its product is annotated as dense granular protein GRA10, putative. Lineage: Eukaryota; Apicomplexa; Conoidasida; Eucoccidiorida; Eimeriidae. The record is from RefSeq and is a predicted model, not a curated record. The transcript has 3 exons. Bases 1 to 3384 code for a protein of 1127 amino acids.